GUACAUAUAUAUAUACAUAUUGCGCGGCCAUUUUGAAUGCCCACCUUCAACCGUAUCGAGGGACGUUAUUCAGAAGUAAACUAGGCCCGCCUAGAUUCCCUAGAACUUACGUUUUGAACUGUUCAUUCAAAGAAAUAUCGGCUUUCUGACAUGAAACUUCGCAUGCGAAUCAACACACUUACUACGCGGAUGAGCUAGUCUGGAUCGGAUACCAAAAGAUUCUGAACGCCAUGCCCAGCAAAAAAGGGAAGACACUGUCGGAGGUGUUUGAGGAUUGCCAGAAAGGAAUCCACAACCACGCCAAGCUAACAACUGCUCUCAGAACUACGUAUGAUGAGCUUGAUGACAAGACGGCAUUUCACCAAGAGUUUCUGGGCUUCUUCAAGCAUGCGCUGAUCAUCUUCAAGCGGGAGCCAGCUGUCGAGCGCACCCUGGACUUUGUGGCCAAGUUUGCUGCGUCGUUUGCCAUAGUAGAAAAGUCAGCGGACGAAGCAGAGGAAGAACCAGCCGAGUCACCGGCAGACAACUUCAUGGUCUUUCUGUUUUCGUUUCUGUUUCAGCAUCACAAUGCCCGGGACCGUGCCGUGCGUUUCCGUGUCUGCCAAAUGAUCAAUAAGCUGCUGGUCAACCUGGGCGAUGAGGCGCAGAUCGACGAAGACCUGUUCGAGCAGAUCUACGACUGCAUGCUGAUUCGCUUGCACGACAAGUUCCCGGCUGUCCGCACCCAGGCCGUGACGGCCGUGGCGCGGCUGCAGGACCCAACUGACGCCGACUGCCCAGUUAUAGCCGCCUAUCUGCAUCUGAUUGAGCAUGACGUCAACUAUGAAGUCCGCCGUGCUGUGCUGUCCAACCUGUCCAUGUCGACCAGAACACUUCCCAAAAUCCUGGACCGCACACGCGAUGUCAAAGACUCAGUCAGGAAGACAGCCUUCCUGGUUCUAGCAGAGAAGGUGCACAUUAAGGCCUUGACCAUUGCCCAGCGUGUCCAGUUACUGCAGGAUGGACUCACUGAUCGCUCAGACACGGUGAAGGAUGCCUGCUCGGGCAAGCUCUUGCAGGCCUGGCUGCGCAUCUUUGACGGCAACGUCUUGGAUCUUCUGGCCUGCCUGGAUGUGGAGAACUCCUGCAAGACGGCCGAGCUGGCCCUCGACGUCGUGCUGCGCAAAGCCCAGUCCCAGGAACUGGUGGACAACUUUGACCUACUGGAUGAAACGUAUGUCAUCCCAGCAGACAAGCUGACUUGUGAGAGCGCCCUCUAUUGGCAGUGUCUGUGUAGCUUCUUGAAGGCUCAAGGUGCAGACGGAGAGAUGCUGCUGGAUAGAAUGCUGCCCAACGUGACGAUAUUCUCCAACUACAUCAGAAGUUUCUUAGAGAAGCUGAAGCCCACCGCUCUGAACGAGACGGAAGUUGAAGAAACACUCAAGCAGGAGUUUGUGGCUCAGCAGCUGCUGCAGCUGUGCGGGAUCCUGGACCUCUCUGAUGAAGUUGGCAGAAAGCACCUUGAUGUGAUGAUUCGGGACAUGCUGAUUGCCCCCCACAUUCCUUCUUCCCUGGUCCCCCGCCUGGUAACCCACUUCACCACGCUGCACCCAGGGGACGAGGAACAAGUCAACCUGACGGCGGAGAUUAUCGCGGACGUCCGGGAACCCAUCUCCGUUCUGGAGACCAGUCUUACCGAGGGCGAGAAACGCAAGAAAGAGCUCAAGUUGGCCAGCGUGCGCGUGGAGCUGAACCAGGCUCGUGAUGCGCUGGAAGACUGCGUCAAUAUGGAAGACUUCAGCCGUGCUGCCGAGCUGAAGAAUUUAGUGACUGAAUUGGAGGCAAGCAAGCACUCUCUGCUGGAGGAAUCCAGCAUCAGUAUCAGGGAGGUCCGCUUGGAAAAGAGUGAUCCAGGAACUUUGGUGAAAUGUCUGACCAUCGCCAGCGAGAUACUCCAACGUCUGACGUCCAAGGGACUCAGUCCCACGCUGCAGACUCUGAUCGACACUCUGGUGUUGCCCGGGAUCCAGAACACCGAUCCGUCCGUGCGCAACAUGGCUGUCAAAUGCGUCGGGUUAGCCUCCCAGCUCAGCCGUGACUUUGCCCACCGCCACUUGCUGCUUCUCAUGCAAAUCUCCCAAGUCGACCAGGAAACAAUCCAGGUGACCGCUCUGCAGUCCAUCUUUGAUCUCCUCCACACCUUCGGUCUGGAUGCUUUCAAGAUUGCCACUAGCGCCCCCUCAGUUGGCGACGGUGACUCUCGGGCCUCUGCCGAAGACCAAGGGGAUGAUGAGGUGGAGGAGCAGGGGGUAGAUGGGGGUACCGCAGGGUUGCAGCAGGACAAGAGUGCCGCUAGCAGCGUGCUGGCCAUCUUGACUGGGUUACUGGACAGCGAGAGUGUUGACGUGCGUACCGUUGUUGCCGAGGGGAUGGCUAAGUUGCUCCUCUCUGGCCGCGUGACGAGCCCCAAGCUCUUGUCUCGUCUCCUGCUGCUGUGGUACAACCCGACGACGGAGGAAGACCUUCAUCUUAGACACUGCCUGGGGACCUUCUUCCCAGUCUUUGCAUUUGCUGCCAGAGCCAACCAGGACUGCGUGGAGGAGGCCUUCCUGCCGACCCUGGACACGCUGUUCAAUGCUCCGACCACCUCCCCUCUGGCCCAGGUGAAUGAGAAUAACGUGGCAGAGUUGUUGGUUCACUUGACGGAUCAGCGCAACCUGAGGCAGGAGACGGCACUGCAGGAAAGCUCCGUUCAUGACAGCCUGAGUCUGAAGCUGUGCAACAAGAUCCUGGGCGACAUGGAAGCUCCUGGAGUGCGGGUGCUGUGCAAGGUCCUCAACAUGCUGCAUCUAUCCACCUCCAACGCAAACAUCGUGAAGGAUCUCAGCGUCUUGGCCGAGCAAAUGGUGGAGAAAGCCGAGGAGAAGAUGGCCAAGAAGUAUCUGGAGAAGUUCCGUCAGAACCUCCAGGAAUGCUCCGCCAAGCUGGACAAUGAUGCCACUGAGCCCCAGUCACAUGAAGGGGACAAUCGAGAGAUGGGUCAGGCAUCAGGGGACAAUCGAGAGAUGGGUCAGGUGUCAGGGGACAAUGGAGAGAUGGGUCAGGCGUCAGGGGACAAUGGAGAGAUGGGUCAGGCAUCAGGCGCUGAGGAGGGGACAGAGACUCAAACUACCGAGGAAGCGAAUGUUAACAAGACUCUUGAUCAGCAGGGUCAAGAUGUAACGUCCCCCGUCGUAGAUCGAGUUCCUCCCAUCAAUGGUUCACCAACUGUCCUUACCGUGAAUCGUACCGUCGGUGACGGAGCUGAUGAAGAAGCAGCACAGCCACCAAGAACAGGAGGCCGAGGUCAGAGGUCACGCAGAAAACCACCUGCCGUCACACAGGAAGAUGACACCGAGAAUAGUGUGUUUGAGAGUCCCGUUGUACAACCUCGCCGACCCAAGCGGUCAGGCAAGCGUGCAAAGGUCAAGAUGGCAGCCCUCCUGAGUGACAGCGAGUCGGAGACCGAGAAGACCAGAGCUGGUUUUGGGCGGACUAGAAACGUGCUCGCUCCCAUCAACACCGACGAAAGUACUUGAUGAAGUACACUAGCUGAAGAAAUGGCCUACUGUUGUAUGGAUUACUGUAGAAGUGUACCUGAAAGCCAAUUCAUGUCAUUGCAAAAUAAGUCUUUUUAUGGAGAGAUAUUAAGCAUCAACUAAUUCUGAAUUAUGUAAUAAUUGCUCGUGUAGUCAAAGUAGAAAAGAUUGAUGUAUUGCUCAUGCUUAAUAAAUGCUUAAUUUAAGCUAAAUAAGACAAGGUUGUUUUUUUAAUGGGUGAUGAACCUGUAACCUGACUCACAGAGAAAACAAAAUGGGAAGAUUUUUUUUAAUCCAUUUUUUUAUUAGUUAAAAGUGCACAGCCGGCAUGGACCAUACAUUUAAUAAACAUUACUGUACAGGCCUAGCGAUGAUGUUACAACAUCCAAAUACAUGUACAUGUUUGUAGUAUUUGCAUUGCUUGCAGGUGUAAUGUAGAUGAAGAUUAUGUACUUAAUAAUACUGUGUCGUUUUACCCAAUUAACUACAUGUACAUGUACAUAUGAGGAGUUUUUGGGGGGUUUAAGAUGUAUUGAUGGCAUGUAGGAUUAGUUGCUGUUCAUGCAUUUUGUUUGUUUCCAAUAAAACACCACUCACAAUCCAAAGGAUGUUUAAAACCAUGAACUGUGGAAGUCUCUGCUCAGUGGAUAUUGAACUUUUUCAGAAAAGUGCGAAAAUGCAUCUUCAUUUGUCCCAACGCAGAGCACAGGUUUCUAUUGACAACGCAAUGGUUGGGUCAUAACCAUCGAGGGAAAGGAUGAUUUAUUCCUGUUUUUUUUUAAACUGAGAGCAUACUAGGCACAACGAUUUCACACGAUGUUUGAUCCCAUCACAUACAUCCAGCCAAGUACUAUGAUAUUUUGGCAGUUUCAUUUUUGACUUUUUGCAAAUGAUCCUUAAAUGCCUUUGAAACAAAAGUGCAUCUCUGCACUGUAGUAGAUGCACAACCAAAUGCUUUAGCACAACGAGAGCUAACAAGGACAGACAAAAAUAAUAAUUUCGAAAUGUAAGUUUUAUUACCAGUUUUAAAAACACUUUAAUAAACUAUUACCCUGUAUAGCCUUGCAUUGGAUUAAACAAAACUUGGAUUCGGAAUC
This is a messenger RNA of Patiria miniata (bat star), 4654 nucleotides long. RefSeq names its product condensin complex subunit 3-like. The record is from RefSeq and is a predicted model, not a curated record. Gene Ontology annotation, biological process: mitotic chromosome condensation. The transcript has 23 exons. NCBI's taxonomy places the organism in Eukaryota, Metazoa, Echinodermata, Asteroidea, Valvatida, Asterinidae. Bases 231 to 3557 code for a protein of 1108 amino acids. Gene Ontology annotation, cellular component: cytoplasm; condensin complex; condensed chromosome.